CUGGGCAGCGACUCUAAAAUUGUGACGGACUUUUCUUGUUACAGAAAUUUUUCGAGAAUGACCAAGUUGUUCAUGUCUUGUAGCCACCGCAUCAUUCUCUUCAAAAUCAAUGCCUUUUCUGCAUAUAUUAUCUACCUUCUCUCACUCUCCUGCGUUGGUUUCGGACUUCUCAAGGCUUCGAAGCCAAGAACCGAUGACUUCACGCCUCGAAACAUCGACCUGUUCUACACCUCUGUGUCGGCCGCCACUAUCUCGAGCAUGUCAGCUGUGGAAAUGGAGGCUUUCUCCAACGCGCAGCUCGUUGUCAUGACGUUUUUAAUGUUUGUUGGGGGCGAGAUCUUCGUGUCCAUGCUCAGAGUCCACUUAAACGCGUUCAAGGUGACUAGGAAACUCCGUGUUGUCAAAGUGCAUGAUGAGACAGGGACCCUGUCUCAUCAGGAUUUUGAUGAUGAGUCUCUCAAGUAUGAUUCUAUUCGAUUUCUGGGUUGGGUAGUGUUGGGAUAUGUUGUUGUGGUGCAGACUAUUGGGAUCGCGUCAGUUCUGAUAUAUCUAGGCCUUGUUUCGGGCGCAAAGAAUGUGGUCCGAAACAAGGGGAUCAAGAGAUUGACCUUUGUUGUUUUCACAGUGGUGUCUAGUUUUGCUAGCUGUGGAUUUGUGCCAACGAAUGAGAAUAUGGUGGUUUUCAAGGAGUAUUCGGGGCUACUUUUGAUUCUCAUCCCUCAGUUGUUGUUGGGGAACACGUUGUUCCCUGCAGCCCUGAGAGGUGUAUUGUGGAGUGGUCGAAGAAAUAAUAUGGCAAAAUAUCUACUGAGAAGUAGUGGCAUGGAAAUAGGAUAUAUGGACUUGCUCCCCGGGCUGCACUGUGUGCUACUUGUUGCUACGGUGUUCGGAUUUCUUUCCAUCGGUUUUGCAUUUUUCUCGUCCAUGGAGUGGAACAAUGCAGGCUUAGAUGGCCUCAAUACAUAUCAAAAGGUGGUGGCCAUCUUUUUCCAAUGCGCUAACGCUAGGCAUGCCGGUGAGACUAUCGUCGAUCUCUCCACGAUCGCCCCCGCCAUACUCGUGUUUUUCGUGCUCCUCAUGUACCUUCCGCCAUAUACAUCAUUUCUACCUAUUGAGAAGGAUGAACAAAUCACGUCAAAAUGUGAAGGAAAAGAGAGAAGGAGAAAUACAAUUAUCCAAACCUUCAUAUUUUCGCAGCUAUCUUAUCUUGUCAUAUUUAUCAUUCUGAUUUGCAUUACUGAAAGGAAAAGCCUUAAAGAGGACCCUCUCAAUUUCAGCGUGCUCAAUAUUACAUUAGAAGUCAUAAGUGCCUACGGCAACGUUGGAUUCACAACUGGUUAUAGCUGCGAUCGUCAGCUAAGAGCAGAUCCAAAAUGUGUCAACAAAUGGUAUGGAUUUUCCGGAAAAUGGAGUGAUGAAGGUAAAAUUAUCCUCAUAAUAGUAAUGUUUUUCGGUAGACUGAACCAAUUCAACAUGAACGGAGGGUGUUGAAGAUGGCUACGUUGCAUGCAUGAGUGAGAUGUCGAUAUACGUGGAUGAAAAGCUGAUGUGCAUGAUUAUGAAGAUGAGAUGUGGAAAAAUAUCUUCACAUGACCGUUGGCGAGCUGGAUCCUAGUCAGCAAUGAGUCAGCUUGGAUUAGUUAGUUAGUUUUUGUUACUUUUGUUAGCUCUGUUCAGCUUUUCGGUUGCUAUAUAUAGCUUCUCUUCUCCUUUGUAAAAACAUGAUUUGUGUGUGAUCAAUAAUAGAUCAUUUUAUCUCUCAAUCU
This is a messenger RNA of Salvia splendens (bonfire salvia), 1766 nucleotides long. RefSeq names its product probable cation transporter HKT7. Gene Ontology annotation, biological process: transmembrane transport; monoatomic cation transport. Gene Ontology annotation, molecular function: monoatomic cation transmembrane transporter activity. The coding region runs from base 58 to 1491 and encodes 477 amino acids. The transcript is spliced from 3 exons. Lineage: Eukaryota; Viridiplantae; Streptophyta; Magnoliopsida; Lamiales; Lamiaceae. The record is from RefSeq and is a predicted model, not a curated record. Gene Ontology annotation, cellular component: plasma membrane.